Saimiri boliviensis boliviensis (Bolivian squirrel monkey) is the source of this 2351-nucleotide messenger RNA. RefSeq names its product zinc finger protein 547 (gene ZNF547). NCBI's taxonomy places the organism in Eukaryota, Metazoa, Chordata, Mammalia, Primates, Cebidae. The record is from RefSeq and is a predicted model, not a curated record. Gene Ontology annotation, molecular function: RNA polymerase II transcription regulatory region sequence-specific DNA binding; DNA-binding transcription factor activity, RNA polymerase II-specific. Gene Ontology annotation, biological process: regulation of transcription by RNA polymerase II. Gene Ontology annotation, cellular component: nucleus.
CGGGCAAAACUUCCGGCGACCUCCCGGCGGUGGUUGGUUUGGUUCUUUCUGGUGUUUCCACCAGCUCCCGUUUGGCAGUCGUCGAAGUGACGGGCCGGAAAAGUGCUGGAAGCGGCCUGGAUCCCACCUGGAUCCCUCCCGCCUUUGCGCGGGAGGGACAGAGGCACAGCUGACAGGGGCAGAGGCUCUACUGACAAGCGCUGGGGACGGCGGUGUCCUUGUCUUGCCUUUGUCGCCCCCGCGCGGCUCUUCCCUGGCUGGGCUGGCGGAGACGGCGCCGAUGAACCUGACUGAGGACCGCUUGGCGAUGGCAGAAAUGAACCCCACACAGGACCGUGUGGUCUUUGAGGACGUGGCCAUAUAUUUCUCCCAGGAGGAGUGGGGGCACCUUGAUGAGGCUCAGAGAUUGCUGUACCGUGAUGUGAUGCUGGAGAAUUUGGCCCUUUUGUCCUCACUAGGUUGUUGCCAUGGAGCAGAGAAUGAGGAGGCACCUUUAGAGCAAGGUGUUUCUGUAGGAGUAUCACAGGUCAUGGCUCCAAAGCCCUGUCUAUCUACCCAAAAGACCCAGCCCUGUGAGACAUGUAGCUCACUUCUGAAGGAUAUUCUGCGUCUGGCUGAGCAUGAUGGAACACACCCUGAACAGGGGCCGUGCACAUGUCCAGCACAUCUUCACCAGCACCAAAAGGAGCAGAUUAGAGAGAAACUUUGCAGAGGGGAUGGAGGAAGACCAUCAUUUGUGAAGAACCACAGAGUUUACAUAGCAGGGAAGACCUUCUUGUGCAGUGAGUGUGGGAAAGCAUUUAGCCACAAAAAUAAACUUGCUGACCAUGAGAAAAUCCACACUGGAGAAAGACCUUAUAAGUGCAGCAUAUGUGGAAUAUUGUUUACGGAAAGGUCCACACUCAAUAGACAUCAGAGGACUCACACUGGAGAAAGGCCUUAUGAGUGCAGUGAAUGUGGGAAAGCCUUUCUUUGUAAGUCUCACCUUGUUCGUCACCAGACAAUCCACUCUGGAGAAAGGCCUUAUGAGUGCAGCGAAUGUGGGAAACUGUUUAUGUGGAGUUCCACACUCAUUACACAUCAGAGGGUUCACACUGGAAAGAGGCCUUAUGGUUGUAGUGAAUGUGGGAAGUUCUUUAAGUGCAACUCUAACCUCUUUAGGCAUUACAGAAUUCAUACAGGAAAAAGGUCUUACGGUUGCAGUGAAUGUGGGAAGUUCUUUAUGGAAAGGUCUACACUCAGUAGACAUCAGAGAGUUCACACUGGAGAAAGGCCUUAUGAGUGCAGUGAAUGUGGAAAAUUCUUUAGCUUGAAAUCUGUACUCAUUCAACACCAAAGAGUUCAUACUGGAGAACGGCCUUAUGAAUGCAGUGAAUGUGGGAAGGCCUUCCUUACAAAAUCCCACCUCAUUUGUCACCAGACAAUUCACACUGCAGCAAAGCAGUGCAGUGAAUGUGGGAAAUUCUUUAGGUAUAAUUCCACACUUCUCAGACAUCAGAAAGUCCACACUGGAUGAAGCCCUUAUGAAUGCAGUGGAUGUGGGAAAGCCUUUAGUCACCAACAUACUGUGGCUGGACAGCAGGCAAUACACACUGGAGAAAGACAGAGUGCCGUGAGUGUGGGUAAUUACAUAGACACAGCUCUCCAAUCACUAUGUAUCAGAGAAUUCACACUGCAGAAAUAUGUGUUCAGGAAACUUGGGAUGUUAUUUUGAUUUGACUUUCGUCUCGGACAUGGGAGAGUUUAUACUGAAGAAGAGUCUUUUCAAUAAAGUGGAAAGAUUCAACAUGCAAAAUUGUACUUAUUGGGCUUCAGAAUAUCCACACUAGCGAAAGUAUGGCAAAUGUGUGACAUCCUUUUGCUGCUACGUAGACACCACGUGGUUCACACUGGAGAAAGGCCUUACAGACGCCUUGAAUGUAGCCAAGAUGGUGAACAACAUCACCCAGAAAUCUCUGAUUUAGCACUGAGAACUAGUUUUAUAUGUUUUUAAAAAAAUAAUGGUAAAGUACAUGCAACAUAAAAUUUCCCAUCUUAGCUAUUGUAAUGUCCUGUUUAAUACUUGAAGUACAUCCAUAUUGUUGUGCAGAGAAUAUCCUGGACUCUUCGUCUUACAAAAUGAAACUCUAGAACCAUUAAAUAACAACUCAUUUCCACAUUCCUUCAGUCCCUGGCGACCACCAUUCUAUUCUUAAGUCCAUAUGAAUCUGACUAUUCUUGGUACUUCAUAGAAGAAUAACCUUAGAGUGCUCUUCUUUUUAUUAUUUUUUUCACUUAGGAUAAUAUCCUCGAUGUUCAUCUGUGUUUUAGCAUGUAUCAGAAAUCUUAAGGCAGAGCAAUAUUUCAUUGCU